AUUUUUAAAUUUUUAAAUUUUUUUUAUAUUUUUUCAUAUAUCUAGGGUAUUAGAGUUUUUUUACCUAUUAAAUGAAAUAUUUUGGUCAUUUUCCUUUUUGUAAUCUACUUUUGUGACCAAAAUUUGAAAAUGAUAUAUUUAGGAGAAUUGCUCGAAAAGAAACAUGUAUUAUUAUUAUUAUUCAUCAAAAAAUAACAAAAAAAUGUGGUUUCACUUAUUUGCGGAAACCCAAACAUUAUAGAUAGUCUCUCUCAGAGUAAAUUGAAUUUCGGUAGUUACAGCCAUAAUCCUUUUACCACUUCAUCAACUCGACGUUGGUAUUAUUAUUUCGUUUUAUUAUUAUUUCAUUUAAAAAUAACAACAAGUAUUAUUAUUUCGUUUUAUUAUACAGAUGAAUAAUCAUUUCUUUUUUUAAAAGACUGUGAAGAAGUCGUAGUCUCCCCUCGACUUUCCUAUAAAAACCGAUUCGACCACACAAAUUGUUCAAUCACCAAAAUCAUCAACACACAAAACUGUUUACAAGUUUAAACAAAAAAAUAUGGCCGGAGAAGGAGAAGUGAUCGCUUGCCACACCAUCGAAGUCUGGAACGAGCAGAUCAAAGCCGCCAACGACUCCAAGAAACUGGUCGUGAUAGACUUCACUGCUACAUGGUGCCCACCUUGCCGUUUCAUUGCACCAGUCUUUGUAGACAUGGCCAAGAAGUUCCUCAACGUCGUCUUCUUCAAGAUCGAUGUGGACGAAUUGCAAUCCGUUGCUAAAGAAUUCAAAGUGGAGGCAAUGCCCACUUUUCUCUUCAUGAGGGAAGGUGAGAUCGUGGACCGUGUUGUCGGCGCAAGGAAGGAGGAAAUCCAUCAGACAUUGAUGAAGCACGGUGGUGUUGCUUCUGCUUAAAGUUAUUGUUCUUUGGUGUUUUAUUAUGUAAUAAAAGUGAUGCAAAUUUGGUAUUUAUAAACUUAUCUUUGUUAUGAUCACAAUAAACAUGGAUUGAUAACUUAACAGCAGCAUGAGGAAUGCUGUUGUGUUAAUAAUAAUGAACACACAAGAUUGAGUU
This is a messenger RNA of Brassica rapa (field mustard), 1052 nucleotides long. Its product is annotated as thioredoxin H5. The record is from RefSeq and is a predicted model, not a curated record. Lineage: Eukaryota; Viridiplantae; Streptophyta; Magnoliopsida; Brassicales; Brassicaceae.